AUGAGCAGAGCAAAUUCCCGUAUCCCAGAUGCCUGGGACGAUAACUGGGAAGCUGAGGUUGACCACAAUGAGCCAACAAAACAACAGUUGAAAUCAGUAGAAGCAGGCCCGCCAGCACCGCCUGAGAAAAAGCUGUCUUCUCGAGUAAUAAAGGCACAGAAAAGAGCGCAACAUGCGGAAUUUAAUCGCCAAUUAUGGGCUGAAGCAGAAUCCCCACAAGCCUUUCACUACCUCGAAUCACGGGCCGCCUCCGUGCCCCUAAAAUCGGACUUUAAAUCUCCAGUCAUGGUCCUAAGCCGCAAACCUCAAACGGCUAAGCAGCAGCAAUCGCAAUCGCAAUCGCCAUCGAACCAUCCAUCUCCCUCCCCUUCCUCCUCCACCUCCAACCCCCUGGACGCAACAACGGCAAAUAUGCAGCAACUCUCUAUCUCUCGCACUGGGUCACCAGCCACUCGUACAGCCACAAUUGCGACACCUCCUCCAGAUAUUUUAGUAAAUGAUGACGACGACAAUGGUGACGAUGAUGACGAAGGGGACGAAAGGCCAAAAAUGUCGCGGGAGGAAUUGCAGGCGCAGCGUGAGCGGGAGCGCGAGGAGAGGCAGCGCAAGUACGAGGAGGUGCGGGAGCGGCUAUUUGGGAGUCCCUCGGCGGCGGCGGCAGCUGGGUCGGCUGCCUCGUCUCCUGGGAGCACGAGCACGACGCCACCGCCAUCGCAAUCACGACAGGGCUAUGGACAUGGCCAUUGUGCCAGGGGCAAGGGCAAGGGUAAUAGGCCGAACGCGAGCAGUAGGGAGAGGAAGGAGAUAGCAGGCAACAAUAACAAGUCGAAUAGACAGUUGUAUGAUCCUAAUUAUCCGGGGCGGCCGGGUUCUGGAUAUGGGCAGAGGGGAGAGCGGAGGCAGAACUUAUCGAAUAAUGUGUAUGAGAGCGGGCGGAUGCAAGAGGUGCAGGAGCUUCAGCAACCACAGCAACAGCAGCAGAUACCGGUGAGGACUCCAAAGGGCCCUGAUGGGAGUGGAAGAGGUGGUUUUGGAUUUAGCCCGCGGGGGGCGAGAACCUCUUGA
Paracoccidioides brasiliensis Pb18 is the source of this 1065-nucleotide messenger RNA. RefSeq lists its product as uncharacterized. The record is from RefSeq and is a predicted model, not a curated record. The coding region runs from base 1 to 1065 and encodes 354 amino acids. The transcript is spliced from 3 exons.